AUGUUCGUGAGUUACAAGUGGUUAGUGCUGUGGUCAUUAUGGGCUAGUCGGUUUGUUCGUCAACCCACUCCAGUAAGACAGUUACAUGAUGGAUCGCUAGUAAGAGGACAGUACUCAGUAGAUAGUUCCUAUCAGCGAUACACUGGUAUACCAUAUGCUAGCUCCGAACAUAAAUACAGAUUUAAGGCUCCUGGACCUGCUCCGAAAUGGGACGGAGUCUUCGAAGCUACCAGGGAACACAUAAGAUGUCCACAAUCCAAUUUCAAGUUCCUUCCCCCAUUACUUGGGACUGAAGACUGCCUCACCAUCAACGUUUACAGUCCAAACCAUGCAUGGGAUGGUGCACCACUACCAGUCAUGGUCUUCAUCCAUGGAGGUGGAUUCAAAGAAGGAUCAGGAUCCUCUUUGCUGUAUGGACCCGAGUUCUUAGUAGCCAAAGGAGUUGUCCUCGUCACCUUCAACUAUAGACUGAACGUCCAUGGAUUUCUCUGCUUAGGUAUAAAGGAUGCCCCUGGCAACGCAGGACUUAAAGACCAGGUUGCCGCGCUCAAAUGGGUUCAAAAAAAUAUUCGAGCUUUUGGUGGAGACCCUGAUAAUGUCACCAUAUUUGGUGAGAGUGCUGGUGGUGCUUCUGUGUCGUAUCAUUUGCUCUCUCCAAUGUCUAAAGGACUAUUUCACAGGGCUAUCGCACAAAGUGGAUCUUCUGUAUCAGCGUUUGCAAGAAAACGGGAUCCAUUAGAUCAAGCAGUCGCUUUAGCAAAAGCUAUGGGUCUGAACAUUAAUGAUCCACAACAGUUAUAUGAAAAUUUUAUGAAAAUGCCCCUGGAUGAGUUAGUUAGUACAGAUAUACCGCGAGUGAAAGGAAGAUUGCAAUUUGCACAUCUGCCAUUUGUACCGUGUACUGAACAACCAAUAGAUGGCGUUGAACCGUUUAUAACAGAUUCACCUUUUAAUAUCUUCUCUAAAGGAGACUAUAAUAAAGUUCCUGUCAUCAUUGGCUCGAAUAGUGAAGAAGGAUAUUAUUUUGCAGGCUUAGAUACUGACGAAACAUUAGCUAAUCUAAGUUUUGAACGCUCAGUAGAACUGUUUGAUCUUGAAUUCCCAACAGAGGAUAAAAUGAAAGAAGUUGCGAAUAAUUUGAGAAAGAUGUAUAUGGGCAAUGAUGAAAUUUCCUUAAAGAACAUUGUUAAGCUUUCCAGAUUUCAUGGGGAGCCAUAUUUUAAUUUGCCAGAUAAUAUUGAGACUGAUCUGAUAUUGAAGACGAGUGAUAAGCCUGUUUAUAAAUAUGAGUUUCAAUACAGUGGGAGAAGGAAUAUUCCUAAGUUUAUAGCUGGGUAUACAUUCAUAAGUGCUCCAGGAGCUACCCAUGCUGAUGAGCUGUUCUAUCUUUUUACUUUGUUUCCUAUACCGAUCAUGUUUGAGACCGAAAUGAUCAGGACUAUGACCACCUUGUGGACUAAUUUUGCCAAAUACGGAACUCCAACACCAGAAGGCAGUAAGUUCAACUGGCCUCCUACUUCCCUGGCCUUGCCCACAAGGUUGGACAUCAAAGACCAGCUGUCCAUAGUCCAUAAUCCUCCAAUCACGGAUACUGUGCAAUAUUGGAAGCAGUUGUAUGAUGAAUAUCGAGCACCAUAA
This is a messenger RNA of Spodoptera littoralis (African cotton leafworm), 1638 nucleotides long. NCBI's taxonomy places the organism in Eukaryota, Metazoa, Arthropoda, Insecta, Lepidoptera, Noctuidae. The record is from the annotation of a GenBank genome assembly.